This is a messenger RNA of Lactuca saligna, 2974 nucleotides long. The record is from the annotation of a GenBank genome assembly. NCBI's taxonomy places the organism in Eukaryota, Viridiplantae, Streptophyta, Magnoliopsida, Asterales, Asteraceae.
AUGGCUAUAGAGACCAGCUUCAUCUCGUUACUAUUUGUCGUUUUGAUUUCUGUUUCCGGGGCUGCUAGUAACGACGGCGAUUUCCGCGGUGCUGUUUUCGGCGUGAAUUCCAAAUUCUCUGGCAAGGAACGAUCACUUAGUCUUUUCAAAGCUCACGAUAACCUUCGUCAUCUUCAGAUUCUAGCAUCUGGUGUCGACCUACCUCUCGGUGGAACCGGUCGUCCUGAUGCCGUUGGGGCUUGUGUAGGGAUGAAAUCAAGUUUCCAUACCGAUACCAUGAUGAUAAUUGGCAUAAGAUUCGAUUUAGAUAAAUGGCUUUACUAUGCCAAAAUUGGAAUUGGAACACCACCAAAGGAAUACUAUGUGCAAGUAGAUACAGGAAGUGAUAUAAUGUGGAUAAACUGUAUACAAUGCCGAGAGUGCCCCAAGAGAGGCUAUCACGGGCUGGAACUUACACUAUACGAUCCAGAAGAUUCAUUCACAGGGAAAUUGGUUACAUGCUCUCAAGAUUUUUGUGCAGAGAUCAAUGGUGGUGCAGUUACAGGUUGCAAAGCCAAUGCAUCUUGUCUAUAUACAGAGACUUAUGGUGAUGGAAGCUACAGUAUUGGUUACUUUGUAAUGGAUGUUGUUCAGUAUGACAGUGUCUCAGGUGAUUUGGAAACUAAGCUAGCAAAUGGAAGUGUCAUAUUCGGGUGUGGUGCUAGACAAUCUGGGAAUCUAGGUUCAUCUGAGGAUGCACUUGAUGGGAUUCUUGGAUUUGGAAAAUCAAAUUCAUCAAUCAUUUCACAGUUGGCUUCAUCUGGAAAAGUGAAAAAGAUGUUUGCUCAUUGUCUAGAUGGUGACAAUGGUGGUGGUAUUUUUGCAAUUGGUCAUGUUGUUCAACCCAAAGUCAACUCAACACCUUUGAUCCCAGAUCAGCCUCAUUAUGCUGCAAAUCUGAUGGGAAUUGAAGUUGGAAAACAAUUUCUAAAUAUUUCAACAAAUACAAAUGGUUCUGGGGACAAAAGAAGAACAAUAAUAGAUAGUGGUACAACAUUGGCUUAUCUUCCAGAUGCAAUCUACAAGCCCUUGGUCAACGAGAUAGUCAUAGCGCAGCCUGAUUUGAAACUACACACCCUUCAUGACCAGUAUACAUGCUUUGAAUUCUCCAGAAGUGUUGAUGAUGGAUUUCCUCCGGUUACAUUCUAUUUUGAAAAUUCACUUUCCUUGAAGGUUUAUCCACAUGAUUACUUAUUCGCCUUUGAAGAUUACUUGUGUUUUGGCUGGCAAAAUAAUGGCAUGGAUUCUCUUAGUUCAUCAGACACACUUGUACUUGGAGAUUUGGUCCUAUCAAAUAAGCUUGUGUUAUAUGAUCUUGAAAAUCAAACAAUUGGAUGGACUGAGUAUAAUUGUUCUUCAAGCAUUAAACUAAGGGAUGAAAUUACUGGAUCAGUGCAUUUAAUUGGAGGGAGCGGCCUCGCCUCCAGCUCGCCAAGACACGUCGCAAACUUGCCAAGACCACCCCUCAUUCCAUCUGAAUCUGCUGCGCGAUUUCUCCAGGGUUUCUCAUCUGGUGAAUUACGCAUGGAUUACAGGAUGCCUGAUAAUGAUGUUGAGGGAAUCGAUUACAUGGCAGAUGAGGUGGACAUUUUGGAUUUUGUGAUGGAUGAUGAUGAAAUCAAUGGUGAUGAAGCUCGAUUUGCUGAUGAUAAUGAAAUGGUGACAGAUACAUCUUCAGCUCAAGCAAGAAGAGGCAAAGACAUUCAAGGCAUCCCAUGGGAAAGAUUGAAUAUAACAAGAGAAAGUUACAGACAAACAAGACUUGAACAAUACAGAAACUAUGAAAACAUUCCAUUAUCAGGUGAUGCUGUUGAUAAGAAAUGUAAACAGAAGCAAAAAGGUGGCAACUACUAUGAAUUUUUCCAUAACACCAGAAUAGUGAAGCCUACAAUUCUUCACUUUCAGCUAAGGAAUCUUGUGUGGGCUAACUCAAAACAUGAUGUGUAUCUCAUGUCUAACUACUCAAUUAUGCAUUGGUCAUCAUUAUCUUACAAUUUAACUGAAAUUCUUAAUUUCUCUGGCCAUGUAGCACCCACUGAGAAACAUGCUGGAAGUUUGCUUGAAGGUUUUACACAAACUCAAAUUAGUACACUUUCAGUCAAAGAUGAUUUUCUUGUUGCUGGAGGCUUUCAAGGAGAGCUUGCUUGUAAGAGGUUGGAUAAACAAGGAGUAAGUUUCUGCACAAGAACAACUUACGAUGACAAUGCAAUAACAAAUGCUGUUGAGAUAUAUGAUAGCUUAAGUGGUGGAAAGCAUUUUAUGGCAUCAAAUAAUGAUGGUGGUGUGAGAGAAUACGAUAUGGAGAGAUUUCAGCUUAUGAAUCACUUUCGUUUUCCUUGGCCAGUCAACCAUUCUUCGCUAAGCCCGGAUCGCAAACUUAUAGCUGUGGUUGGAGAUCAUCUUGAUGCACUUGUUGUAGACUCAACAAAUGGAAAAACAGUGGGAUCGGUGGAGGGACACCUGGACUACUCAUUUGCAUCCGCGUGGCAUCCGGAUGGAAGAAUAUUUGCAACAGGAAACCAAGACAAGACAUGCAGAGUGUGGGACCUACGAAACCUAUCAAACCCGGUUUCGGUUCUCAAGGGGAACAUGGGGGCAGUCCGGUCAGUUCGGUUCUCAUCAAACGGGCAGUUUUUGGUGGUGGCUGAACCGGCUGAUUUUGUUCAUGUUUAUGACACCAAUUUAAACUAUGAAAAACGACAAGAAAUUGAUUUUUUUGGGGAGAUUUCCGGGGUGUCGUUGAGCCCUGAUGACGAAUCACUUUAUAUUGGAGUGUGGGACCGGACUUAUGCCAGUUUGUUACAGUAUAACAAACGCCAUAACUAUGGUUACCUUGAUUCCUUUGUGUAGUAAGUAGUGUGUGUAGGGAGGGGGUACUAGUCUAGAUGAUGCUUAAUAAUGUUGUUUUUUUUUUUUUUUUUUUUUUUUUUUGGAA